CUCUGGGAGGGGGCAGUACUUAAUGCCGCGUAUAAAAACAUCUUUACCCGAAGCGUCUUGGUGAAGGAAGUUACAACACCGAGCGACAGGCGAACCGCGGGCGCACUUCAAGUCUCUGUCGGUAUUCCAGGGAUCGCCGGAGGUCUAUGCAAAACCACUGUGCUGUACACGGUCAGCGCUAAAGAGAUCACUUUCCGUUCGGCCGCCGGACUUCCUCCUGAGCGCCCUCUUGUGGACUGAAGGCGUACUGGUGACCCCCGCCGUGUUCACUCAGCACAGGAUAUAAAAUCACACAGCAUCCAGCUCAGCCCCAGCCCUGAGCCCCAGGAGCGAGAGAAGCCGUGAGUCCAGAAGAGAAGGAGCAGCAGGUUCACUGAGGAAGCAGACAUGAGCUCUUCGCUGGCACAGCUGGGCGCCUCCUACAGGCGGCAGGGCUUUGUGUCAGGGGUGCCAGUGCUGAACCAGGAGGAGCUGGAGACCACCAGAGAGGCUUUCAGCAGGCUGGAGAGGGAGUUUGGGAAAGAGUAUGCUCAGUACAGCCUGCACAAUGUCCACCUGCAGUAUGGAUGGGUUAUGGACCUGGCCACGCACCCCAAGGUACUGGAGCUGGUCAAGGCCAUUCUGGGACCCGAUGUCAUCCUGCUCGACUCCCGCUUCAUCUGCAAGUACCCUGUGGCCCCACACAGCAGUCCUGGAGGAGGGGAGGAGAGUGACCGUUCUGACAGCAAACCAGAGCAACUCAGCAGCACCCCCGGUGUAGACUGUGGGAAACUCAAUACUUCCCCCUCUGAGCAGCAGGGCACCAGUGACCUCCCUUUUGUGGCCUGGCACCAGGACAUUAGGUACUGGGGCGUGGCUGGGGGUCCAGUGCUGUCGGUGUGGCUGGCUCUGGAUGACUCUUUUAGGGAGAACGGAGCCCUGCAGGUCAUCCCAGGCAGCCACACCCUGGGGAUUCUGCCUCACCAGUCUUCGGCACGCUCUGGGAACAUGCUGUCUACCAACCAGGAGAUACCAGAACAUCUUCUUCUGACUGACAGCGCUCAGCUCUGUCCCUUGCAGGCUGGGCAGAUGUCUGUGCAUGAUGGGCUGCUGGUGCAUGGCAGUGAGCCCAACACAUCCAGCAGGAGGCGCUGUGGAUUUGUCAUCCGCUUUGUCCCCACGUCCGCCUUUCCUGUGCAGGAUCCUGAUCGCCCGCGCCACUUCCCCGCCACUGUCCUGGUGUCUGGAAGAGACCAGUUCAAACACUUCCCAAGCAGCACGCCAACAGCUGCACUGUGCUGAGCUGAGAUGAAGAACAGGCUUUUGCACGGGCCUUUGUGGCUUGUAUGAUGUUUGCAUAAUGAGAGCCACACCACUGUCCAAAUGAUUAUUGUUUCCUGCAUGAAAAUAAACUGUGUUGGUAUUGUCUUCCA
Lepisosteus oculatus (spotted gar) is the source of this 1412-nucleotide messenger RNA. Its product is annotated as L-threonyl-[L-threonyl-carrier protein] 4-chlorinase. Lineage: Eukaryota; Metazoa; Chordata; Actinopteri; Semionotiformes; Lepisosteidae. Gene Ontology annotation, molecular function: phytanoyl-CoA dioxygenase activity. Gene Ontology annotation, biological process: fatty acid alpha-oxidation. The record is from RefSeq and is a predicted model, not a curated record.